AUGGACGAGCUCCCUGAGUCUCUGCUUCUCGAAAUACUGAGUCGACUCGACAACUCAGCUGACAUAGCUAGUUGCCGAGUCGCUUCGAAGGCUUUAAAUACUGUUUUUCCAGACCUUCGAACAAUCAAUCUUUAUUGCUCCUCGAGGAAAAGCUCGAUUUCUUUGAAGAAGGUUUUUGUGGAUCUUAUUUCCAAACUGAGAAUUGUUGAAUCCGUGUGUAUCUGCCUUCAAGACGCUGUUGAUGAGGAUUUUGCAAAGGAGUGGCUGCCUAGGGUUUCCCAAUCCUUGAAUUCGCUUUCGUUAUCUGGUUCUCUAUACCAGGGUCUACGUCCAUCGAAUGUUUUGACGCUGGUUUCUGUGUCUUGUCAUAAUCUUGCUGAGUUAAAUCUAGGGUCUGCAUGGCUGUCUGUGCGCAACUUGAAUCCAAUGCCAAUGCUAACUAGUGCUUGGUUGAAAUUGGAAGCUUGUUGGAACCCAGAAGAUUGGGAGAUUUCUGAUGGGAGGAAAGGAUUGAAAACGAUCCGUGCAUAUCUGAUGUUAGUUGACCCGUCGUUAACAUUCUCAUAUGUUGCGUGUGUGUUGGACCAAUGCGUAGGCUUGUCAGUGGUCUCAUUGCUCAUCCAUGCUAAUGUUGUUGAUACUGAAUCUAAAAGUUUCAUGUCUGAGUGCAUGGCUCGUUGGCCGCAGUUGAAGUGGCGGUGGGGCAUAUGGGGUGAAUACAUGAAAGAUACUUGGAUAACCGAUUAA
Molecule: messenger RNA, 747 nt
Organism: Helianthus annuus (common sunflower)
Lineage: Eukaryota; Viridiplantae; Streptophyta; Magnoliopsida; Asterales; Asteraceae
Product: F-box/LRR-repeat protein At4g29420-like
Exons: 3
Coding region: 1-747 (248 amino acids)
Molecular function (GO): protein binding
Source: RefSeq, a predicted model, not a curated record